AUGUGUUACGUUUACAUAGUACGCAGAUAUAUCUGCAAUCACCAGGAGAUCUCUCCGGAAGCGCAGCAAAGCGGCUUUUGUCUACUCGACCCGGAAGUUUGCAAUUCAGCAGAGCUAGGGAGAUACCGUGUCUGCUAUGUCACACUAAACCAGUACUGCGGACGGUGCCAGGGUGUCGCUAGCAGCAUGGCUAAUCACGCAGGGCAAUGGAAACCCGGCACUCGGCGGCCCCAGGCCUCGAUGAAAGAGAGAACUAAGCAGAGUGGAUUAUUGAAAGGACUGAGGGAGAGCUCUAACACGCCGGUCCACUCACCCAGCCCCAGGCGCGUGAGCCAUCUCAACAAUAUGAUACAGCGGAACCUAAAGGCAGCGCUCCAGCGCAGAGAAAUCUACGUGCCUCAGACAUACGCUGAUAUCCUGAGGUACAUCGAGUCUCUUCCGCGGUGGCUCAACCGCAAAGGGCUGAUUGCCUUAAUGGAGCCCCGUUUCGCGCAGAUAUUUGACGAGGAGCUGCAGAAUAGCCUGCGUCCCACGCUCAAAGCCGUGAACUGCGAGGGUAUGCUUGAGAAUGUCAUGGUUUGGACACGGGGUUGA
This is a messenger RNA of Daldinia vernicosa, 594 nucleotides long. RefSeq lists its product as uncharacterized. The coding region runs from base 1 to 594 and encodes 197 amino acids. The record is from RefSeq and is a predicted model, not a curated record. The transcript has a single exon. NCBI's taxonomy places the organism in Eukaryota, Fungi, Ascomycota, Sordariomycetes, Xylariales, Hypoxylaceae.